GAUUUGCUGGCCACUCUGCAGCACUCACAAUUUCAGGCAAAAUACCAUUAUAUUGCGUGGGGAUGGAGUUGUCGUGGCAAGUCUUGGUGUCACCAAGUUUCAAUAGCGCUCUUGUAACCUAUUUAUUCGGCUUUUGCAGUACUUCGUCUAUUCCAGUGUUUGUGUCUCUUCACCGCUCCUGGCGAGCGAUCAUAAAGGCUAAAGAAUUUACAGCUGCAUUCACAAUCACUCUUUCGUAUUCCGACAACCACUCACCUUGGAAUCGGCAGCAUGAGCUUCUUUGGUGGCGAUCAGAAGCAAGGCAGUGCCAAUGCCUGGGGAGGGUUCUUCAAGCAAGCCAUUUCCUCUGUCGAGACUAGAUUCGACAGUCUGCUUGAUCAGGAUGCCACAGGUUUAUCAAAUAAGAACAAUGGAGAUGCCCAAGAUGAAGAAACAUUUACCGACACGUAUGUCGAUCCCGACAGUGGUAUGGUGACAACUAUUCAACGUAAACGACCAAAAGCGUCAACCGCUACGAAACCGGUAGAUUCAACCAAGGCACCUGAGUCUCCUAAAAGCAACGCCCAAGGAAAGCUCCCCAGCAACCAACCGGCAUCACGUUCAGCUACAGACCUCUCAGCACGAUUAGCGGCAGUCAUGUCGGAAAAGGCGGGAAGGCCGUCUAGUCCAUCGAAUUCAGGACGAUCUACACCUAAACCGACCACCAAAGAUGCUAUUUUAACCUCACAAGCUAAAUCUUCAAGCGAAAUGAAGGUAGAGAAAGACGAUGAUGUUUCUAAAUCAGAAGAAGGAGAGCAGCCUUUGGUGGAAACGGAUGGGGAACAAGCGAUUGUAGACAAACAACAAGAUAUUUCCUCUGGCGAGGCGGAAACGGAACCUGAAACGACUGCCACUGACAAUGCACCAAAUGUUGGAGAAGAAAACGAACCCCAAAGCACUGAGCCUGAACAAACAGAAGAUAAUACAAUACCCAUAGCGGAAGAAGAGGAAAACAGCGAAAUUGAAGAUACCACACCGCAGCCUCUCCCCGAACCUACGAGCGCAGCAGUGGAGGACAAUACACCCAAUGAACAUGAAGCCAGCGAAGUGACCGUAGAAGUUAAGGCGAAUGAAGAAUCUACGGAAACUACAGCUGAACAUGAAGCUUCACGAGAAAUUACAGAAUAUGUGGAAGAGAAACCGUCCGAGAGUAUCGACAUUCAGAAAGACAAGCCUGAGACCAUCAUGGAACCAGAAGACAACGACACAGAGGAAGCAACGGUGUUGGUACCCGAUACAUCAGCUUCAGUUCCCAAAGAAGACAAUGCAGCCAGCGCAAAUGAAGACGAAAAAUGGAAUGCCAUUAUACGACAACGAGAAGAGCAAGUCUUGAGCGUCAUGAAGUCCAAUGCUGAACUGCACGAACAAUUGCACCAAUUACAAGAUUCAAGCGACGCAGAAAUUUCUCGCUUGAAAUCCAAGAUCGACGAACUCAUGAGCAGCAAGAGCGGAAAUAAAGUGGUGGAUGACUUACGCUCUCAGCUGGCAGGGAAGGAUACUCAGAUUCAAGGUCUCAUGGCAGAAGGAGAGGCGCUAUCCAAGAGGGAGCUAAAGCACAUGAAUGCUCUGAAAAAGCUGCGUGCUGACAAGCAAGAAUCUGACAAGAGUGUACAGGAUCUUCAGAAGAAGAUAGAGAAGGGUUCCAGCGACCUCAUUGAAGCCAAUGCAAAAGUUGCGAGAAUGACUGAAACCGAAAAGAAGAACAGCGGUAUGUAUUGUAUUUAGCAUUGUGCGCGUGAUGGAUCAAUUUACCUAAUAUCUUGAAUCAAUGGAUUGACAGAAUCGUUGAAAAACGCAAAUAUUGCAACUAAUAAACAACAAAAGACGAUCGCACGACUUGAGAAAACCCUGGAAGACACAAAGAGUGAAUUGAAAGCCAGUCAGGCACAACUGGAACAAGUGCAGAAGGAGUUGACGGAUGCUAAGGAGAGCGGAGAAAUGGAAGCUUCAGCAGCCCAUGCAGCAGCUUUAGAAAAAGAAUUGAAAGCAAAUGACCGACUUCA
Messenger RNA from Umbelopsis ramanniana AG, 2042 nucleotides. RefSeq lists its product as uncharacterized. The record is from RefSeq and is a predicted model, not a curated record. Gene Ontology annotation, cellular component: Golgi apparatus; endoplasmic reticulum. Bases 271 to 1764 code for a protein of 497 amino acids. NCBI's taxonomy places the organism in Eukaryota, Fungi, Mucoromycota, Umbelopsidomycetes, Umbelopsidales, Umbelopsidaceae. The transcript has 3 exons.